AUGAACGGGAUGCAUGGGGGAGGAGAGGGGGAACUUCCUGAUGUGGAGAGGAAGGCAGUGUGCAAUGGGACGCAUGGGGGAGAUGGAGGAGAGAAGGCAUUGCAGAGCAAGAAGGAGGAGGGGGCUGUUGAGAAGGAUAAGAGUGACCUGGGAGAUGAGUGUGCUAACGGAAAUGGGGGAUUAGGGACAGGGGGGAAAGGGCAGAUGAAAGAGGGUAAUGGAGGGGAUGCUGGAGCGAGUGUGGAAGCGGGGGAAGGACAGGGGGGAGGGGAGAGAGAGGGCGGUAAGGUGGAGGGCGACGGCGAGAGGGCGGGUGGUGUAGAAGGGACUGUUGAAGGAUCAGCGGGAGUGAACGGGAUUGCGGAGCUUGAAGAUAAGACGGCAAAUGGGAAGACAGAAGGCACAGUGGUGGAAGAUGUAAAGGUUGAGAGCGGUGGGGUGGUGGAGGGUGUGAGUAAGGGGGAGAUAGAGAGCGGUGGGGUGGUGGAGUGUGUGAGUAAGGGGGGAGAUAGUCAAGCGAAGGGCGAGGAUAAGAAUGUAGGCACUACGAAGCUGGAGAGUGUUGGGGCAGUAGAGGGUGCAGUAGAGACUGCUGGGGCAGUAGAGGGUGCAGUAGAGAGUGCUGGGGCAGUAGAGGGCGAAGAGGGGAGGGGAGAAAAUGGGAAGGGCGAGGAAGGGAUUAAAGAAGAAGAAACAGGGGCGAAUGGGAAGGUUGAAGGCUCUGUUGUAGGCUCUAUGAAGGUGGAGAGCGGUGGGGCAAUGGAUGGUGCAGGUGUUGUGGGAGAUAGUUGCAAGAAGGUCAAAGUGGAAAAGGAAGAAAAUGGGAAGGGCGAGGAAGGGAAGGGAGAAGUUGAGAAGGGAGAGGAAGGAAAGGAAGAGGACGGAGAGGAGGACAGAAAGGAGGACGAAGGAGUGAAAAAAAGCAAAGCUGCAUCGGGCAGCAAGAAAGGGCGGGUGUCGGGAGGUGUGGCUCGGACUGCUGUCGCCCCUGCUAAAGUGAUCCUCCCGCCCCAGACCAUGCGUUUGACGAUGCUCGACAUGUACAGUGGCUGUGGUGCCAUGUCCACGGGGAUUGAGAUGGGUGGCACUCCCAGAGGCGUCACCAUCGACACUUGCUGGUCCGUGGACUUCAAUGCUGCUGCAUGCGAGAGUAUGAGAUACAACCACCCACUCUGCCAGGUGCGCAACGAGACAGCAGAUGAGUUCCUGGCAAUUCUGCAAGAGCUGCCGUCCCUGCUGGAGCGUUACGGUGCAGGCUCAGGUGGCCCUGGAGGACCUCGUGGGUCCGGUGGGCCCGGUGGGUCCGGUGGGUCUACAGCUGCUGCUGCAGCAGCGGCACCAGCUGUGCUGAUGGGUGCGGGUGGUGAGAAGGCCGGCCGGAACAAGCGGCAGAAGGGCAACGGUGCUGCCAGCAAGGGCAGCUCUGGGACGGCGAGGGGGAAGACAGAGGAGGAAGAUGAGGAGAGCAGUGACGAGGAGAUUGAUGAGGGGGAGUUUGAGGUGGAGCGAAUUGCCGGGGUGAGGUACAUUGCUGCCACGGAGAAGGGGCGGCCGGCUGGCAUUUACUUCAAGGUUCAGUGGAAGGGGUACGGACCAGAGGAGGACACCUGGGAAGCAGAAGAGAGCCUCAGCUCAUGCAAGCCGGCUAUCCGGGACUACCUGGUGGAGGUGAAGGAGAAGAAGCUGUUGCCUCUGCCGGGUGAUGUGGACAUCAUCUGUGGAGGCCCCCCCUGCCAAGGCGUGAGCGGGUUCAACCGGUUCAGGAACACAGAGGACCCUCUAGCCUGCGAGAAGAACCGGCAGCUGGUGGUGUUCAUGGACCUGGUGGCGUGGCUGGCGCCCAAGUGGGUGCUCAUGGAGAACGUCGUCGACCUCAUGAAGUUCAAGGAGGGCAUUCUGGCGAAAUAUGCCAUCGCCCGCCUCGUGGCCAUGGGGUACAAGUCUCGCACGGGGAUCAUUGCCGCCGGGUGCUUCGGAGUCGCUCAGUUUCGCCUCCGAGCGUUCUUCUUCGGCGCCUUGAAUGGCCAUGCGCUUCCAAGCUUCCCCUUACCCACACAUCUCGUCGCGAAGGAGAGAGGUUGCGUGCCCACCCGCUGGAUGAGGAACUUUGUCGGGUGGGAGGAGAGGUCUCCUGUGUUGAAGACGCUGAAGCCCGCUCUGGUGCUAAAGGAUGUGAUCUCCGACCUCCCACCGGUGACAAACGCCACGACAACUGACGUCAUGGAUUACACCAAGCCACCUGCCAACAAUUUCCAACGAUUCAUACGCCUCCCCAAAUCCGCCUUCCGUCCCCCUCCCCCGGAUGCGACCUCCCCCACCUCGCCCUGGUCGUGGGAUGCCAACCCCAAGCUGCUGGAUCACCGCACACACAACCUCAACGCCGAUGACUUCUAUCGCGUGGAGAGGAUUCCCAAGCGCGAGAAAAUUCUUCACCCAGAGCAAGAUCGAGUGCUGACUGUGAGGGAGAAUGCUCGGCUUCAGGGCUUCCCAGACCAUUACAAGCUGUUUGGCGAUGCCAAGGAACGGUACUGCCAAGUGGGCAACGCAGUAUCAGUCCCGACUGCCAUGGCUCUCGGGUACUCCAUCGCAGGAGCUGCACUAGGAGGCACCUCCACUGCCACCUAUGGCCUCCCAAGCUCCUUUCCCUAUUUUCACUGA
Molecule: messenger RNA, 2658 nt
Organism: Closterium sp. Yama58-4
Lineage: Eukaryota; Viridiplantae; Streptophyta; Zygnematophyceae; Desmidiales; Closteriaceae
Source: the annotation of a GenBank genome assembly